This is a messenger RNA of Eurypyga helias (sunbittern), 1926 nucleotides long. Its product is annotated as polymeric immunoglobulin receptor-like. The record is from RefSeq and is a predicted model, not a curated record. Lineage: Eukaryota; Metazoa; Chordata; Aves; Eurypygiformes; Eurypygidae. Bases 1 to 1926 code for a protein of 641 amino acids. The transcript has 10 exons.
AUGACUUCACUGGCAUUCAUCUUCCUGCUCGCCUUCCUCCCAGCUGAAUCUGCAAGCAGCAGAUACCCCCCCAAGGAAGCAAGUAUCCCCGUGUUCGGACCACAGCAGGUAUAUGGUCUGCUCAACGGGUCGGUUACUGUGAAAUGCUUCUACCCUCCCACCAGUGUGAACAAACACGACAGAAAGUAUUGGUGCAGGGAGUCGGCCAUGGGCUGCACGACCAUUGUCUCCAGCAAUGGAUACGCUGCUCCGGGCUACAAAGGCAGAGCCUCCAUCACCGACUACCCAGAGGCAGAAAACUUCCAGAUUAGCAUCUCCGGGCUUACAAUGGCAGACAAGGGGACCUACCAGUGCGGUGUUGGUAUCAAUGGCAGAGGACUCUCCCACAAAGUCAGUCUGGAGGUUUCUGGAGGUCCACGUGUGCCCGAGGGACCUGAGCUCUUCUACGUAAAGCUACACGGCACUUUGGCCAUAACCUGCAGCUUUGGGAGUGACUAUGCAGGCGAGAGGAAAUACCUGUGCAAGAGGGAGAAAAACAGCUGCUAUGACAUCAUCGAUAGUACUAAGAAAGUUGAUGAGGAUUACAUAGGGCGAGUUCUGAUGAGCUAUGAGGACUCUCAAGGCUCACUCAGCAUUGUGAUAACUCAGGUGAGCUGGGAAGACGCCGGCUUGUACCAGUGUGGGUUUGGCACCUAUGGGCAGGAUGGAGAAACAAAGGAACUGGAUGUGGCCGUCUAUGAGGAGUCAAAUGUUCCUCAAGCAAAAACUACAAUAUUUGGAGUAAAAGGAAGUUCAGCAACUUUUGAAUGCCACUACAAUCCUCCAAGGAAGUCCUCAGUUUACUGGUGCAAGUGGAAAGAGGCCAGGUGUAAUCCGAUCAUAAACGGUUUGGGCUCGUACGAAGGACGAGUGGCAAUGUAUGACAGCCCAGAUAACAAGACAGUCACCAUGAUCCUGAACCAGCUGACGGACAGCGACAAAGGCUAUUACUGGUGCAUGACAGAUGAGAAGGAGCAGCAAUCGUCAAUUGAGCUGAAGAUCAUAGAUGGAGAACCUGGACUGAAGGGAAAGAAGAAAGUGGAGGCACAAGUGGGUUCACGUGUCGAUUUAACUUGCUCUUAUCCAUGCAAGUACUACUCCUACCAGAAGUACUGGUGCAAGUGGAGCAGCGACGACUGCACCCCCAUGACAGCUUCUGACCAAAGUCAGCCGGGGCCAGGUGUUACCUGUGACACUGACAACAAGACAGUUAUCCUGACCUUUGACCCGGUGACAGAGUCUGACCAAGGGUGGUACUGGUGUGGGGUGAAGCGCAAUGGUGUCUUCGGGGAGACCAUGGCAGUGUACCUGGACGUGACUGAAGGACGCAGCGCUGACCACAGCCUAGACCUCCCGGAAGUUGAGGCCCCCAGCCACGCCGAGAAUGGCGUUAUUCCCCAAGGAAGAGCCUACAGCGAUGCUGGAGUGGGAAGCGCAGCUGCCUCGGAAGGCUCUGACCAAAGCCAGGGCCCCAAUAUACUUCUUCUAGUCCUAGGCCCUGUUGGUGCCGUGCUCCUGAUCCUGGCGACAGCUUUUGCUGUUUUUAAGUACAGGGGGAUGAAGCGCUCUGACCUGGUGUCCGUCGGGAGCUACAGGACCAACAUCAGCAUGUCAGACUUUGAAAGCGUGAAGGAGUACAGCACAAGCAACAACACCUGUGUGGCAGAGAGCCAGGAGACUCAGAUCGGAGGCGAUGAGCUCAUCACCACCCCAGCCACCCUGGAAAGCGCUGCCGAGACAAAGAAGGCAAAUCGGAGGUCCAAGGAGGAUGCUGACCUCGCCUACUCCGCCUUCCUCCUCACCUCCAGCAGCAUCGUACAGGGCGGCUCCGAGGGGGACAGCGCUGCCCCGGAUGUGUCCUCCCCAGACUGGGGGGGCCAGGUCUGA